Balearica regulorum gibbericeps (East African grey crowned-crane) is the source of this 1766-nucleotide messenger RNA. The record is from RefSeq and is a predicted model, not a curated record. Lineage: Eukaryota; Metazoa; Chordata; Aves; Gruiformes; Gruidae.
CUGAUUGACUACAUCCACAGACAACGGCAGUGUAAGCUGAGUGUGCCCCUGAAUGACAGGACAGCAGAGCUCAACAGCUACCCAAGAUUCAAUGACUGGUUAGACAUUGUCAAUGUGAGGAAAGAAGUUGUACAGAGAAUACCAGAGGAGCUAACCUUAGAUGCCUUACUAGAAAUGAAUGAGUCAAAGGUGAAAGAAACAAUGAAGAGAUGUGGUGCCAGAGAUGAGGAGUGCUCCAGACUCAACGGGGCACUGAGCUGCUUACGGAAGGUGACUGCAUCAGGUGGGGAGUUAAAAGAUGAUGUGCUGAUGAAUCUUUCUGAGGCACGCCGAGAAAACAGCUCUACCAACGUGACCGAAUUCCCCUGCUCCUCUGCGCCCACAUGGACUCCCUCUGCACUGCACCUUCCCAAGGGCAACAGCCAGCAGGCACGUUCUGUGUCAGUAUCUACAAUCCCAUCUUCAGAUUCUCUUGCCUUGAGUCACGGACCUUCUACCUAUGCAGAAAACCUCCUGGACCCUUUUGCAUUCCCUGCACACAGUGGAAGGUUAACACCAAGGACUCCUCAUAGCAUCACCAUCACUCCACCAACCACUCCUCAAACGAAGAGACGGCAUAAGUUGAAGCCACCACGGACUCCUCCCCCCCCUUGCCGGAAGGUUUUUCAGCUGCUACCUAACUUUCCAACCCUCACAAGAAGCAAGUCCCAUGAAUCACAGUUGGGAAAUAGGAUAGAUGAAGUUCCUCCAAUAAAGUGUGAACUCUCCCAAGGAUCCCCGCAAACGGUACGAAGAGACUUUGGCUUAGCUCUAACACACAGGUUCUCUACAAAGUCUUGGCUAUCUCAGAUUUGCCAAGUCUGUCAGAAAAGCAUGAUGUUCGGGGUGAAGUGUAAGUACUGCAGAUUAAAAUGUCACAACAAAUGUACUAAAGAGGCACCUGCUUGUAAAAUAUCCUUCCUUCCCAUAACAAAAAUAAGAAGAACAGAGUCUGUCCCUUCAGAUAUCAAUAAUCCAGUAGACAGACCAACAGAACCACAGUUUGGAACUCUUCCCAAAGCACUAACUAAAAAGGAGCAUCCACCAGCAAUAAAUCAUCUGGACUCUAGCAGUAAUCCUUCUUCUACAACCUCAUCCACACCAUCUUCUCCAGCACCUUUCCAGUCUUCUAACCCUCCCAGUGCAACACCUCCCCCAAACCCAUCUCCUAUGGGCCAGAGGGAUGGACGGUUUAACUUCCCAGCUGCCUACUACAUUCAGCAUAGACAACAAUUUGUCUUCCCAGAAAUUCCCAGUCCUGCACAAAUAGCACAACCUACAGAAACUGCUGCAGACACUAAUGCUGAUCAGCAGCCAGAGACCGAUGGAGUCGAAUGUGAAGCAGAGGUAGAAGAACCGGAGGCUAAUAAAUCGGAACCUGAAGAUGACGAGGAUGAGGUGGAAGAUUUGCCAAACAGACGGCCACACUUGCAAGGGAUGAUCUAUCGCAAACCUAGCCAGACCAGCGUCUACCUGCAGGAAUGGGACAUUCCCUUUGAACAGAUCGAACUGGGGGAUCCUAUUGGCCAAGGACGGUGGGGGAAGGUUUACAAGGGGAAAUGGCACGGGGAAGUGGCCAUCAGGCUCUUGGAGAUAGACGGGAACAAUCAGGAUCAUCUCAAGCUCUUUAAAAAGGAGGUGAUGAACUACAGGCAGACUCGACAUGAGAACGUGGUACUUUUCAUGGGAGCAUGCAUGAACCCUCCUCAUCUAGCAAUCAUUACCAG